Messenger RNA from Schistosoma turkestanicum, 2422 nucleotides. The record is from the annotation of a GenBank genome assembly. Lineage: Eukaryota; Metazoa; Platyhelminthes; Trematoda; Strigeidida; Schistosomatidae.
AACUUAACUUGGAGUGACUUUUGGUGUAUACCCUAAUAACAAUUAUGAAGCUGUCCGUGUAUUAUUCGUCAAUGAAAUCAGUGAGGAGAGGGGCUUUUUGUUUUUUUUUGAGGUUGCAAAGUUAUUCGGAUUUUUAGUUAACGUCCUAGAUCCUACACAAAAGGAACAUUAACACCCAGGUUUCCUGCAUUUUCGUUAGGAGCCAUAUCGAAAUUGCCUGACUCGCAAGGGUGUUUUUUACCCUAUGAAAGAAGUCACAGUCUCUCAACUUCGGGGGAACUUUUGCCUAUUUCAGGGAAACAACUAAAACUGCCAAACAUCGGAUUCCAUAAGUCGAAAUCAUUCUUUUGCGGUUUAUUUUAACUUAUUCAGCAUGUCAUAUGUUUACAAUCGACAUCUACAUAACGGACUUCAGUGUAUUAUCGAAGCUAACAUUCCUAUAAUACACAAUGUUCGAUGAAGUAUGGAUUUUUGUUGAGUGGUAGCCACUGUAUUGAAUGCAAAGUCUAAUCAAAUCGCUCACCAACCAACCUGUGUCGUUAUCGCUUUUUUUCAGUGUUCUUUUUAAAUGCACAUCACCUUUCGUCCCUGCAAAGUAUCGCAAUAACCAGAGAACGUUUUUGUUGAUAAAUGAAUCAACACUUAUAUAACUGCAAUUACCCCUUCAAUAUUUGCGUCUACUAGUGUAUUGAGAAAUGAAAAAACGUCUUGUUAAAAGUCAGACGUGGAAGCUAAAGGCUAAAGACCUCUAUCAAGGUACAUACACCAUUCCCAUGAAGUAUAUCCACUGCGCAAACUGGAAGUAAAGUUUAAAAAUGCUGAUGUACAGAAACCAGGCGUUUUACACUUUAUGCCAAAAAUAUAAUGAGGAAAUUCGAAGAGAAAAAUGGAAAACUAUGUAAAAAAUGAGUCUCCCGUAACUAUUCCCAAGAGGUCGACAAAGAUAGAUCCAAGAAGCGUAAGUACGAACCUCAAAAGCAUUCAGUCCUGAAGUUUACUCAUGGAAUUUACGAGUCGGUUCUAGAACGGAUCAGCUGCCAGGUUAAUGACUCAGCUGAUUAAAUCUGCUGUGUCCCAUACGAAACAACACUCGAAAAUGCAUAUUGAGGGAACGAUUCGGUUCGGUAAAUCAGCUGAUAAUGAAAAUCCACCUAGAGUAAUAGGAUUGGCCACUCAAUCGCUCUUAAUGAACUAGAAACCCAAUAAUAUGGAAGGAAAGACGCAAAAACUCAAGCCUUCUGAAUGAUUCUUCAACUUCUGUCUAUUAAAUGUGGCGACGAAAAUUGUUUUACAACUCUACUACUAGAUUAUGUAGUACUCUUUGUAUGAAUAAAGAAAUAUCGAAAAUUCCACGUCAUCUUGAUUGUUUACAAUUGUGGAAUGAAGCUAAAGAACAACAAACUAAUCUUUACAUAUCACCACGUGUUGAAAAAGUUACAGUUACAUAUCGAGGAAUUUUAGGGGAAUCAACAUUGGAAAUGACUAAGGGCAUAUCAACACCUUUAGAUUGUGCAAAACAUUUGUCUGAAAUGUUGGUUAAAGAAAGUGUUAUUGCUAUGGUUAACAAUACUCCAUGGGAUAUGAAUAGGCCAUUGUUAUGUGAUUGCUCGCUUGAUUUUGUUCAAUUCAAGGAUUCUCAUCAUGAUCCAACAAUUGCAAAUAAUGCAUUUUGGCAAUCGUGUACACUUUUAUUAGCAGCUACAUUGGAAACAGCUUUUCAUCAUCAACAUAAUGUUCGUAUAAUUAAUUUACCUGUAUUACAUCCAAAAAGUGGUGGAUUUGUAUGUGAUAUUUCAUUUAAUCCUCAAUAUGAAUCUUUUGUGAAUUGGUCACCAUCGCCGAAAGAAUUACAUUCAUUAAAUAUGUAUAUUCAACGAUUAGCUACGGAUGAUUUAAGUUUUGAACCAUUAGAUAUAUCGAUUCAUAGUGAACUAUUACAAAAAUUAUUUGCAGAUAAUCCAUUACGGUCACAACAAAUUAAUCAUGUAUUCAAUAAUGAUCAUGAAUCAUCAGAUAUGAUAGAUUCUUUGUCAAUCAAGGAUAAAAUUACCGAAAGAUCUACUUUACCUGUAUAUCGAGUUGGAAAUUUUGUUGAGUGUUUCACUAACGGUCCGCUAAUCCGAUCUACUGGUCUUAUUGGAAAAAUAUCCAUCAGUUCAUUUUCUCGAAUAGGCCAUCUACGAGGAUCUUCAAACAACAUUGUUUAUCGUGUUCAAGGUGUGGCUAUUCCAUCUGCAUUCCUUACACAUUUUACAACAUUUCAUCGUUUAAUAGAAUGGUCUAAAUUACCAAAUCCAGAAGUUGGCAUUUAUUCAGAUUACAUAGAACCUGUAUCAUAAAAGCUAGACUCAAAUGGUUUGUAGCAUACAAAUUUACUGUAAAAAUUCGUUUUUUUUUUAAAAAAAAUUAUAUUUAACACCAA